This is a messenger RNA of Penicillium robsamsonii, 201 nucleotides long. RefSeq lists its product as uncharacterized. The record is from RefSeq and is a predicted model, not a curated record. The coding region runs from base 1 to 201 and encodes 66 amino acids. NCBI's taxonomy places the organism in Eukaryota, Fungi, Ascomycota, Eurotiomycetes, Eurotiales, Aspergillaceae. The transcript is spliced from 2 exons.
AUGCGUGCCUCUGUCAUCAUCCUCGGCUUCCUCGCCACUCUCACUGUCGCCCUCCCCGAGCCAUAUCCUAAGGCCGCAAUCUCAUGCCAAUCUGAUACUAUGGCCUGCACGGCUGCCAACUGUGCCAUCGAAGGAUGCUGCUGUGAGGGUCUUACUUGCGGAUCCAAUGGUGUAAGUGCCGAGCCCCAACGCGAGAUAUAG